Molecule: messenger RNA, 2280 nt
Organism: Sciurus carolinensis (gray squirrel)
Lineage: Eukaryota; Metazoa; Chordata; Mammalia; Rodentia; Sciuridae
Gene: Ppp1r1b
Product: protein phosphatase 1 regulatory inhibitor subunit 1B
Exons: 6
Coding region: 568-1164 (198 amino acids)
Biological process (GO): intracellular signal transduction
Cellular component (GO): cytoplasm
Molecular function (GO): protein phosphatase inhibitor activity
Source: RefSeq, a predicted model, not a curated record
CCAGCGCCCCGCGCCAGUCCCAGGCGGAGGGGACGGGCCGGGACCCCAGAGCUGGGACCAGAGGAGGGAGCCCAGCAGAGACUGGGAGACCCGGAGACCAAGAGAGGCAGAGGGAGGGAGGCAGAGGCAGGUCAAGAGACGCCAAGACCCGCGAGCAGGCGACACGGGCAGCGCGAGGAAGGAGGCAGAGCCCGAGGCGCGCAGCCUGCGGGGGAGCGCGGGGACCUAGGUGGUGACCCCCAGCAGGAGCGCGGCGGCGGACCGGGGAGUGGGGGGCGCGCCGAGCCCGGCGCGGUAGGCGAGCCCGGCGGCCGAGCCCUCCUGGCGCUCGCUCGCCCUCCCCUCGCCGGGCGCGGUAUUUUUAUCUGUGCGGGAGCAGCCUCCUCCUUGUCCUCGUCCUCCUCUUUUUCCUCCUCCUCCUCCUCCUCCUCCUCCUCCUCCUCCUCCUCCUCCUCCUCCUCCUCCUCCUCCUUUUCCUCGCCGCACGCGCUCGCUGGCAGCUCCGCGGCCCGAGCAGCACAGGGGAGCCGAGCAGGGACCGCAGCCCGAGAUCCUGAGGCGCCCGCCAUGGACCCCAAGGACCGCAAGAAGAUCCAGUUCUCGGUGCCCGCACCCCCCAGCCAACUCGACCCCCGCCAGGUGGAGAUGAUCCGGCGCAGGAGACCAACCCCUGCCAUGCUGUUCCGGCUCUCAGAGCACUCCUCGCCAGAGGAGGAGGCCUCCCCCCACCAGAGAGCCUCAGGAGAGGGACACCACCUCAAGUCGAAGAGAUCCAACCCUUGUGCCUACACACCCCCCUCGCUGAAAGCUGUGCAGCGCAUUGCUGAGUCCCACCUGCAGACCAUCAGCAAUCUGAGUGAGAACCAGGCCUCAGAGGAGGAGGAUGAGCUGGGAGAACUGCGGGAGCUGGGUUACCCAAGGGAGGAGGAUGAGGAUGAGGAGGAGGAUGAAGAGGAGGAAGAAGAAGAAGACAGCCAGGCAGAAGUCCUCAAGAGCAGCAGGGGGUCUGGUACACAGCAACACCACCACAGCGGCCUCCCAUCCUCCCACCCCGUAGGAUUCCUCACACUCAACCUCACCGAAGACAUUGGCUUCCUCCAGGCUUGGCUUUUCCCUCUCUCAAUCAGCUUUUCCUUAAUAAUUCCUCUGUUCCCUAAGAAUUAAGGCAACACCACAUGAGGGUUUGAGGUUAGAACUAAAAAAGGACUUUCCACACAUAGCAAUGAGAGGGUGUGAGGAGAUUCAGGGAUAGCAGACUGAGAGAGCCUGAGAGUGCCUGCAUUUCUGAAUCUGGGAUGUGGUCUCUGCUCGGAUGCAGGGGACCGGCUGAUUUGCCCUCUCCAGGACCAAGUCAGUGACUGUUCCUCCCUUUUUUUUCCUAGGAUGGGGUGGGAGGGUGCCCUCUAGUGUCCAGAUGGAGAAUCUAGGAUUUAAGAACCAAUCUGGUCCUCUGCACCUCUAAGCUCAGCUGCCUGGGGGAAAAAAGACUUAAAACCUCCAUAGGAGGAGUCUCAAGCCAGAGGCCUUGGGUCCAAAAAUCUCCACAGAAGGUGCCAAAUCCCAGAGAAUUCUGGGCAGAAAGAUCUAGUCCCUCCCAUGGUUAUGUCUCCCAGGCCUGGCCAUGCCAGGUUCCUCCUAGCUCACACUAAACUUUGUGGUACCAUUAUUGAUGGGAAUGACAAACAGUGAACCAGCCCUGCUUGAAGCCUUCAACCCUUACACCCAAACAAGAUAGGCUACCUGUCUGCAUUUCUGGCAGAGAGGGCACCAGAGGGCUGGAAUUAUGAACUCAGUUCCAACUGAGACCCCAAGAGCAGGUAAAAGGAGGUGAGGGGGACCAGUUUCCCAGGACAAGUAGGAGGGCAUCGGGUCACAUAACAAGACUACCAAGGAACAACAUUCACCCCCAGAACUCCUCUGUGCUGGCACUGGGCUCUGCAGGCAUUAUCUCAUUGUCUUAUUUGAGGUAAUCUACAUAAUGUCCCUCAUACACAACAUCUCCUUCAGAAAGGUACCAACUGACUAAUUCAUAUGUUGAGUCACUGGAAGAGUUGUCCUAGUCCAGUGCUCUCUCCACUAUGCCAUGAUGACUCAGAAACCUUGGCCUCAGUCAUUAGAGUAGCUCCUCUCCACGACAGUCAGACAGACACUCAAAGCCUGCACUGGUAGGUUUGUGGUGAGGGAAUGCAACCCAGGGUCUCACAUAUGCUAGGCAUGCACUCUACUAAGGAGUUACACCCCCAGCUCAUCAAAGCUUGUGUUUUGAUUCCCUGUCUUCCA